This is a messenger RNA of Lepus europaeus (European hare), 1790 nucleotides long. It is a transcript of the gene TNIP3, whose product is annotated as TNFAIP3 interacting protein 3. Lineage: Eukaryota; Metazoa; Chordata; Mammalia; Lagomorpha; Leporidae. The transcript has 11 exons. Gene Ontology annotation, biological process: cellular response to lipopolysaccharide; regulation of transcription by RNA polymerase II. The coding region runs from base 194 to 1138 and encodes 314 amino acids. The record is from RefSeq and is a predicted model, not a curated record.
UCUGUAUAAUUCACGUGGAGAGUCACUUCUCUUCACUGGCUGAGAAAAACUAGUGCUGUUGUUUUCUAUCAUGGGCUAACUGUGUGUGUUUUGUCAAUUUUGUAUAUUUGGUCUCACUCUAAAAAAGACCCCAUAAGAGACCUCUUUUUUCUCUUUAUUUCUGCUAAAUAAGAUUCCAGGAAACACAGCCUCCAUGGCCCAUUCUGUACAGGGCACACCUAGAACAAGUGCUGCAGAAGUUUCUACGGAGCAGGCAGAGUGUGCUCAAUCAUCAAGAAAGAACUUGACAAAUUCCCUUGAACAAAAGAUAAGGUGCUUGGAGAAACAGAGAAAAGAGCUCCUGGAAGUUAAUUGGCAAUGGGAUCAACAAUUUAGAAGCAUGAAAGAGCUAUACGAACGAAAGGUCGCAGAGCUGAGAACGAAACUGGACUCGGCGGAAAGAUUCCUCAGCGCCCAGGAGAAGGAUCGUUCGCAGAGCCGGGGAGAGGCCCUGAGCCGGGACGCGCGGUGGCGCCAAGAGAAGGAGAAUGAAAGACUAACUGAAGAAUUACAUGAACUGAAGAAAGAGAAUAAGCUUUUGAAAGAAAAAAUCCUUCUCGUGACUAAGAAGAAGGAACACUAUGAAUGUGAAAUAAAACGCCUCAAUAAGGCUCUUCAGGAUGCCUUGAAAAUCGAGUACUCUUCAGUUUCUGAGGACUAUUUGAGGAAGUCUAAAGUGGAAUGCAGCCAUGAGGAGAUGAGAACAGAAUUGGAAGUUCUCAAACAGCAGGUGCGAAUAUAUGAAGAAGACUUCAAAAAGGAGCGAUCAGAUCGAGAAAGGCUUAAUCAAGAGAAGGAAGAGCUGCAGCAAAUCAAUCAAACUUCUCAAUCCCAACUGAGCAGGCUGAAUUCUCAGAUCAAAGCUUGUCAGAUGGAGAAAGAAAAACUGGAAAAGCAAUUAAAACAGAUGCAUUUCCCUACCUGUAACUGUAGCUUGGUUUUCCACCUGCGGGAUCCAUGGGUACCAACAGUCCCUGGGGCUGUGCAGGAUCAACAAGAGCACCCACCAGACUAUCAGUGGCAUGCUUUUGAGCAGCUUCCGCCAGAUGUACAGCACAAGGCAAAUGGUUCCUCGUCAGAAAAGAGAGUCAAUCAGUAGACGCACAGAUCCGUGGAGGACGACAGCGGCAGAGAGGGAGCUCGACUGAGGGUGCUUUGUUUUCGUGUUCACUGCGGCUUGUUUCUGCACAGCUGCACGUCGUCUCCUCCGUGACUUGUGCCUGGUCAUGUUUCCUGUUCUGUGAAUAGAGGAAAAGGCUUCUGACAGCUGAGAUCCUGAUCAUAUCUGAGGAGCCAGUUUUUACCAGGAAUGUCCCUGAAAUGAGAUUGGGCCCAUGGAUUAUGCGCCACUCCUUGAAACUCUUCAGCAUAUUGCUGUUGGACUUACAAAGAAGAUUCUAUGAUUUAAACAACUCCACUGUUGGCGCAGUGAUACUGUAUGCUGACUUAAAUACAUAUAUGUGUGUGUGUGUCUGUAUAUAUGGUCAGGUGAGUGGUGCAGUGGUUAAGUCACUGCCUGGGGACAACUACAUUCUAUAGUUCAAGUCCUGGCUACACCACUUUCAUUCUUGCUAUUGCACACCCUGGGAGAAAGCAGGUCUGGGUUCAAGUACUUGGGUCCUAGCCACCCAUGUAAGAAACCUAGACUAAGUUCAGGACUCCUGGCUUCAGCCCAGCCUAGUCCCAGAUGUUGUGGGCAUUUAGGGCAUGUACUACUGAAUGGAAGAUCUUCUUUGCCUGUCUUUAUUUCU